Molecule: messenger RNA, 1027 nt
Organism: Culicoides brevitarsis
Lineage: Eukaryota; Metazoa; Arthropoda; Insecta; Diptera; Ceratopogonidae
Gene: mRpL15
Product: large ribosomal subunit protein uL15m
Exons: 2
Coding region: 84-971 (295 amino acids)
Biological process (GO): translation
Cellular component (GO): mitochondrial large ribosomal subunit
Molecular function (GO): structural constituent of ribosome
Source: RefSeq, a predicted model, not a curated record
ACUGCUUCACAAUUGUUGUUUUUGUCGUCAAAAAUUCACAAAAAAUAUAAUUUUUCAUAGAAUUAAGGAAUUUUUGGCUAAAAAUGGCAAGCAAACAAACAACGGAGAAAGCCCUCGACCUUCUUCGUUUCUUGCCGCGCGUGUCUCUCGGUAAUUUACGCCCAAAUCCGAAUGCGAGAGCAAAGACUCAUCGCGGAAGAGGUCAACACGGCGGCGACAAACACGGCGAAGGAUCCGGCGUUCACCAGAAUUACAUGCGUUUGGGUUAUGCAACGGGUCAAAAUCCCUUUUUCUGUCGUUUCACGUACGAGCCUUACUACAAACGGCAUCAUUUGCGUCGCGAAUACCCGCCGAUCAGCUUGCACAAGUUACAAGUGAUGAUCGAAACGGACCGCAUUGACACCCGGAAGCCAAUUGAUGUCACGUCGCUUUGCAACACGGGAAUUUUGGAUUGCCAACCGUCGCUCAAUCAUUUCGGGUUUCAACUCACCGACGAAGGCGCCGACAUGUUCAAGGCGAAAAUCAACAUCGAAGUGCAACACGCCACGGAACUUGCCAUCGCGAUGAUCGAAAAGCACGGCGGCGUCAUUCGAACGGCAUAUUACGACACGCACUCCUUGCAAGCGCUCGUUAAUCCGGAAAAAUUCUUCAAACGCGGCGUUCCGAUAAUGAAAAGGAUGAUUCCGCCGCGAAAUGCCGUCGAUUAUUACACAGAUCCGAAAAAUCGCGGAUAUUUGGCGGAUCCCGAUGAAAUUAGCAAACAUCGUCUUGUGUUGGCGCAAAAAUAUGGCUACGAGUUGCCAAAAAUUGAGGAAGAUCCGGAUUAUGAGAUGCUGACGAGGGCGAAAGAUCCGAGGCAAGUUUUCUACGGGCUCGAAACUGGAUGGGUUGUGAGUUUGAAGGACAAAGCGAUCAUUAAGCCGGUGAAAAAUGACGAGAAUCAGGCAGAAAAGCAAGAAGCAAAGCAGUAGAUUUAGCUUUUAGUACUAUUUUUAGUCAAGAAAUAAAAAAAAUAUUAUUAAAUUGA